Molecule: messenger RNA, 1772 nt
Organism: Olea europaea var. sylvestris
Lineage: Eukaryota; Viridiplantae; Streptophyta; Magnoliopsida; Lamiales; Oleaceae
Product: regulation of nuclear pre-mRNA domain-containing protein 2-like
Exons: 7
Coding region: 30-1772 (580 amino acids)
Biological process (GO): mRNA 3'-end processing
Cellular component (GO): RNA polymerase II, holoenzyme
Molecular function (GO): RNA polymerase II complex binding
Source: RefSeq, a predicted model, not a curated record
GAGGAGAAGGGGGCAUUCAGAGAGGUGGGAUGAAUAGUGUGUUCAAUGAAGAGAUACUUGCAGACAAGCUCUCAAAGCUUAUAAACACGCAUCAGUUUAUUGAAACUUUGUCGCAAUGGUGCAUUUUUCACCGUAGUAAAGCAAAGCAAGUUGUUGCGACGUGGGACAAACAAUUCCAUAGUUCAGAGAUGGUGAAGAAGGUGCAUCUUCUGUACCUUGCGCAUGAUAUCCUGAAGAACAGUAUGGAGAACGGAAAUGAAUUUGUCUCCAAAUUUUGGAAUGUUCUUCCUUCGGCACUCAAGGAUGUUGUGAAGCAUGGGGAUGAUCGUGGAAAGAAGGCUGUCUCAAGAUUGGUCAAUAGAUGGGAAGAAAGGAAAAUUUUUGGAUCCUAUGCUGAGAGCCUAAAAGAUGCAAUGCUUGGAGAAGAAUUGCCUUCAUCGUUGGAUUUUGGGAAGAAACGUUCUCGUUCUAUCAUAAUAGAGGGUGACUCAAGAUCAAUCAAAACGAAAUUGACCAUUGGCAGCACAGAAGAAAAAAUUGUGUCAGCUUUUAACUCGGUGGUCAGCGAACAUCCCAUUGAAAAUGAAGAGAUCAAUAAGUGCAAGUCCGCCGUCCAACGUGUGAGUAAGAUAGGAGAAGAUGUCAAAGUCUCCUUAACAAAAGCCAAGGAUUCAACGCGGAAGACCAUAGUCAAAGAACUAGAGAAGGAAGAACUUGUUUUGAUUCAGUGCAUUGAGAAACUUAAAGUUGUCGAAGCUAGUAGAGUUAUCCUUAUAUCACAGUUACAAGAUGCACUUUACGAACAGAAAUCUGAGCUGGAGAAUGUUCGUAUGCAAAUGCAGGUAGCACAAGUACAGGCAGAAGAAGCUGCAAAUAUGCUGAAGCGUCUGAAUGAAGACCAUAUUACAGACUCAAAAGCAUCAAUGGCAUCGGCAGACACCAAUACAAAUCCAGCCCAGAAAACAGAAAAAGCUACUGCAGCAAAGCUUGCAGAUAAGCUAGCUGCUUCGAGCUCGUCCCAGUAUAUUUUGACCUCUGUCCUUUCUGCGUUUGCAGGUGAAGAGGCAAAAAAUGCUGGGCUUGUGAAGUCUUCAUCACCUUCAACUCCUUUCUCAUCGGUCUUCAACACUCCAAUGGCUGCGAAUAUGCGGAAGCAUCUGAAUGAAGACCAUAUUACAGACUCAAAAGAAUUUAUAGCAUCAGCAGAUACCAAUACAAAACCAGCACAAAGAACGGAAAAAGCUGCCGCUGUUGUUGCGGCUGAGCUUACGGAUAAGCUGGCCACUUCGAGGUUGUCCCAGUAUAUUUUCACCUCUAUCCUUUCAGAAUAUGCAGCUGAAGAAGCAAAAAAUGCUGGUCUUGUGAAGUCUUCAUCACCCUUGACUUCUUUCUCAUCUGUUUCCAAUACUCCAAUGUUGAAACCCGUUUCUGAUCAGAAUGUUUCAAUGCCGGCACAACAACCUAAUCCUCCUCAAAACAACCCAUUUCAAUCCCAUAUGGUGCCCCGGCCAUCAAUCAAAGGUCAAAUUUCCUACUCUCCAUAUUUGUGCCAAUCACUUCCAAAGCCACCGUCUCAGCGGUAUCUGCAGCCACCGGGUGGUAUUGUGGCCUCGUAUGACUAUGGUAAUUUUCUACAGCUGCCGCCCAGGCCUCCUCCACCUCCACUUCCACCUCCACCUCCACCUUCACCUCCAUCCCUAACCGCACCCGAACCACCACUCCCGCCCCCACUUCCAUUUUACAUGCUGAGCCCAACGGUGCCUUUUGCCUAG